Messenger RNA from Indicator indicator, 2184 nucleotides. It is a transcript of the gene GPD2, whose product is annotated as glycerol-3-phosphate dehydrogenase 2. Bases 1 to 2184 code for a protein of 727 amino acids. Gene Ontology annotation, cellular component: glycerol-3-phosphate dehydrogenase (FAD) complex; mitochondrion. The record is from RefSeq and is a predicted model, not a curated record. NCBI's taxonomy places the organism in Eukaryota, Metazoa, Chordata, Aves, Piciformes, Indicatoridae. Gene Ontology annotation, molecular function: glycerol-3-phosphate dehydrogenase (quinone) activity; calcium ion binding. Gene Ontology annotation, biological process: glycerol-3-phosphate metabolic process. The transcript has 16 exons.
AUGGCAUUUCAGAAGGUGGUAAAAGGAGCUGCUCUGGUUGGUGGAGGAGCCUUAGCAACAGUUUUUGGCCUCUCUCAGUUCUCUCAGUAUAGAAACCAACACGGUCAUUUUGUGCAUGUGCAAGCUGCAGAAGCUGUGGGAGUUCCAUUAAAGGACCAUUUCCCCACGAGAGAGCAGCAGAUUGAGACGCUGAAGACCACAAGUGAAUUUGAUGUCCUCAUUAUAGGUGGAGGAGCCACAGGAUGUGGCUGUGCUUUAGAUGCUGUCACUAGAGGACUAAAAACAGCCCUUCUAGAAAGAGAUGAUUUCUCAUCAGGGACCAGCAGCAGGAGUACUAAAUUGAUCCAUGGUGGAGUGAGGUAUCUUCAGAAGGCCAUCAUGAACUUGGAUCUUGAGCAGUACAAGAUGGUGAAGGAAGCACUGGAGGAGCGUGCAAACCUGCUGGAAAUUGCUCCUCACCUCUCAGCUCCUCUGCCAAUAAUGCUCCCUGUGUACAAAUGGUGGCAGCUGCCCUACUACUGGUUUGGAAUAAAACUUUAUGACCUGGUGGCAGGAAGCCAGUGCCUGAAAAGCAGUUAUGUCCUCAGCAAGUCCAGAGCCUUGGAGCUCUUCCCAAUGCUACGCAAAGAUGAUCUGGUUGGAGCCAUUGUCUACUAUGAUGGACAGCACAACGACGCGCGGAUGAACCUCGCCAUCGCCCUCACCGCUGCCAGGUACGGCGCUGCCAUGGCCAAUUACGCUGAAGUGCUGCGCCUGCUGAAGGGCCGGGACCCGGCCAGCGGCAAGGAGCGUGUCUGCGGGGUGCGCUGCAGGGACGUCCUCACAGGGCAGGAGUUUGAUGUCAGAGCCAAGUGUGUUAUCAAUGCUACCGGACCCUUCACAGACUCAGUGCGCAAAAUGGAUGAUCAGCAGGUCCCCAACAUCUGUCAGCCCAGCGCCGGCGUGCACAUUGUGAUGCCUGGGUACUACAGCCCUGGUAACAUGGGGCUGCUGGACCCAGCCACCAGCGAUGGUCGAGUGAUUUUCUUCUUGCCCUGGGAGAAGAUGACUAUUGCAGGAACCACAGACAGCCCAACUGAUGUCACCUCCCACCCCAUCCCAACAGAAGAAGACAUCAACUUCAUCCUGAACGAAGUGCGAAACUACCUCAGUGUGGAUGUUGAAGUGAGAAGAGGAGAUGUGUUGGCAGCAUGGAGUGGCAUUCGUCCUCUGGUCACAGACCCCAACUCCAAGGACACGCAGUCCAUCUCCCGCAACCACGUCGUUAACAUCAGCGAGAGCGGCCUGGUCACCAUCGCAGGUGGGAAGUGGACAACCUACCGUGCCAUGGCCCAGGACACCAUCGAUGCAGCCGUUCAGGCGCACGGUCUGAAGGCAGGUUCCAGUAAGACCAUUGGACUCCAGCUACUAGGGGCUGAGGACUGGAGUCCCACCCUCUACAUUAGGUUGGUCCAAGACUAUGGACUUGAAAGUGAGGUGGCUCAGCAUCUGGCUUCAACGUAUGGUGACAAGGCUUUUGAGGUGGCCAAGAUAGCCCAGGUGACAGGGAAGAGAUGGCCCAUCGUUGGGAAACGGCUUGUGUCGGAAUUUCCUUACAUUGAAGCUGAGGUGGUGUAUGGUGUGAAGGAGUACGCCCGCACUGUGGUGGACAUCAUCUCCCGCCGCACUCGCCUGGCCUUUCUCAACGUGCAGGCUGCAGAGGAGGCCCUGCCAAGGAUUGUGGAGAUCAUGGGGAAAGAACUCAACUGGAGUGAGCAGAAAAAAAAGGAAGAGUUUGAAGCUGCUAAAAGAUUUCUCUAUUUUGAAAUGGGCUACAAAGUGAAAUCAGAUCAAUUGGCAAACAGCUCUGAAAUCAGCCUCCUGCCAGCAGAUAUUGAAAGGUACAAGAAGCGCUUCCACAUGUUUGACAAGGAGAAGAAAGGCUUCAUAACCAUCCUGGAUGUGCAGCGUGUCCUGGAGAGCAUCAGUGUGCAGAUUGCUGAGAACACCCUUCAUGAAAUCCUCAACGAGGUGGAUCUGAACAAAAAUGGGCAGGUGGAGCUCAGCGAGUUCCUGCAGCUGAUGAGUGCCAUCCAGAAGGGCCACGUCUCGGGCAGCCGGCUGGCCGUGCUGAUGAAGACCGCCGAGGAGAACCUGCGGCAGCGCACGGUCAUCCCGGUGGACCGCAGCGGUGGUGGGCUGUGA